AUGAGAAAGUUGCUUACUCAGAAAGAGUCGCGAUAUUUGCGUCUAAAACGACAAAAGAUGGACGCUACGGUAUUCGAAAGGAUUAAAACGAUCGGAAUAGGCGCUUUCGGAGAAGUCACUUUGGUGAAGAAGAAGGACACUGACAUGUUGUAUGCGAUGAAAACGCUGAGAAAGCUGGACGUCAUCAAGCGCAAUCAGGCAGCGCACGUCAAGGCGGAACGAGACAUUCUGUCCGAAGCGGACAACGAAUGGGUAGUGAAGCUUUACUACAGCUUUCAGGAUAAGGACAGCUUGUUUUUCAUUAUGGAGUACAUACCUGGUGGUGAUAUGAUGGCGUUGCUCAUUAAAAAAGGCAUUUUCGAAGAAGACCUAGCUCGCUUUUACAUCGCUGAGCUGGUCUGUGCUAUCGAAAGCGUACAUAAGUUGGGAUUCAUUCACCGUGACAUCAAACCUGACAACAUUCUGAUCGACAGCAACGGACACAUAAAGCUGACUGAUUUCGGUUUAUGCACUGGUCUUCGUUGGACUCACGACUGGAAGUAUUACGCCGAAGAACCUCAAGUACCAGGUAUAUAG
Soboliphyme baturini is the source of this 576-nucleotide messenger RNA. NCBI's taxonomy places the organism in Eukaryota, Metazoa, Nematoda, Enoplea, Dioctophymatida, Soboliphymatidae. The record is from the annotation of a GenBank genome assembly.